This is a messenger RNA of Oncorhynchus mykiss (rainbow trout), 3182 nucleotides long. Its product is annotated as copine-8. Gene Ontology annotation, cellular component: plasma membrane. The record is from RefSeq and is a predicted model, not a curated record. Gene Ontology annotation, molecular function: calcium-dependent phospholipid binding. NCBI's taxonomy places the organism in Eukaryota, Metazoa, Chordata, Actinopteri, Salmoniformes, Salmonidae. Gene Ontology annotation, biological process: cellular response to calcium ion.
CAUGACGCUGGGCUGUUGUGGGCAACACUCCUCUCGCUUCCUCAUGCAACUGCGACCCUAAGCAGCGCACCGUUUUAACGGUUGCUUCCUUCUUUUAUACGACCGAAAAAGGACUGUUUAACGGGAGAUUUCGACGAUGAGUAGCUUUAUGAAUAUGGCGUGUAUUGGAGACUUUGACCCGUUCACCGCUGCCAUUCCCGCCACCAAAGUUGAGCUCACUGUGUCGUGUCGAAAUCUCCUGGACAGAGACACAUUCUCCAAAUCAGACCCAAUUUGUGUGCUGUACACUCAAGGAAUCUCCAACAGGGAAUGGAGAGAGUUUAGUCGGACAGAGGUGAUAGACAACACACUGAAUCCAGACUUUGUCCGUAAAUUCCUCCUGGACUACUUCUUUGAGGAGAGGCAGAAUCUCCGCUUUGACCUGUACGACCUCGACUCGAAAAGUGACAACCUGUCUAAACAUGACUUCCUGGGCCAGGCGUUCUGUACCCUGGGGGAGGUGGUAGGCUCCAUGGGAAGCCGCAUGGAGAAACCUCUCAUUGGGAUUCCAGGGAAGAAGUGUGGAACUAUCAUAGUGAGAGCAGAGGAGCUGAGCAAUUGCAGGGAGUCAGUGAUGCUGCAGUUCUGUGGGAACAAGUUGGACAAGAAAGACUUCUUUGGGAAGUCUGAUCCUUUUCUGGUCUUCUACCGCAGUAAUGAGGACGGAUCGUUUACUAUCUGCCAUAAGACAGAGGUUGUAAAGAACACUCUGGACCCAGUGUGGCAGGCCUUCAAGAUCCCUGUCAAGGCCCUGUGCAACGGCGAUUAUGAUAGGAGCAUAAAGGUGGAGGUGUAUGAUUGGGACAGAGAUGGAGGGCAUGACUUCAUUGGGGAGUUCAGCACCAGAUACAGGGAGAUGUCAAGAGGCCAGUCACAGUUCCACACCUAUGAGGUGGUAAAUCAGAAGAAGAGAGACAAGAAGAAGAAGAGAUACCUCAACUCAGGAACAGUAACCCUGCUGUCCUGCCUGGUGGACAUGGAGCUCACCUUCCUGGACUACAUCAAAGGGGGGACUCAGAUUAAUUUCACGGUGGCAAUUGAUUUCACAGCAUCAAAUGGCAACCCGUCUCAGCCCACCUCCCUCCACUACAUGAGUCCGUACCAGUUGAAUGCCUACGCCAUGGCUCUCAGGGCCGUGGGGGAGAUCAUCCAGGACUACGACAGUGACAAGAUGUUCCCUGCUCUGGGCUUCGGAGCCAAGCUGCCCCCGGACGGACGCGUCUCGCACGAGUUCGCUCUGAACGGGAACCCUCAGAACCCAUACUGCAGUGGGAUUGAGGGAGUGAUGGAGGCUUACUACCAGAGCCUCAAGUCUGUCCGCCUCUACGGACCCACACACUUCUCCCCUGUUAUCAACCACGUGGCCAGGUAUGCACAAUCAGUGAAAGACGGCUCCCAGUACUUCAUCCUCCUUAUCAUCUCGGACGGCGUCAUCACCGACAUGGCUCAGACCAAAGAGUCUAUCGUAAAUGCGGCUACUCUGCCCAUGUCAAUUAUAAUUGUCGGGGUUGGACCGGCGGAAUUUAAUGAAAUGAUUGAGCUUGAUGGAGACGAAGAGAGGAUUUCAUCUCAAGGGAGGUUCGCAGAGAGAGAUAUUGUUCAGUUUGUUCCGUUCCGUGACUACAUCGACCGCAGGGGGAACCACAUUCUCAGUAUGGCCCGUUUGGCCAAAGAGGUCCUGGCUGAGAUCCCUGACCAGUUCCUCUCCUACAUGAGGACCAGGGGCAUCAAACCAGGCCCCUGUCCCCCUGCCUACACCCCCACCCCUGCCUUGCACCCCCUCUUCACCCGACGGGUCAGCCGAAUCUGAAGGGUAAGACGCCCCCCCCGACCUCGUCCUCUUUUGCUUCUUCUUCUUCCUCACUGGAGUCGUUUCCACGCUCAUGUUGCACCUUUGUGGACUCUGGGAUUCCAUCAUCCAUGGCAUUGGUCAGCCCUUUCUGUGGAGAGGACAGACCGCCAUCAUCCCUCAUGAAGGACUUCUUCUGAGAGGUCAGAAGUUAGAGGUCAGAGGACGCAGUUUACUGGUCUGACCCAGGAGGUGGGUGAGUCACUGUAAUUGACGAGCCAGGAGCAGCAUCCAAUCUGUGGAGAACCUUUCAGAAGCGCAUUUCUGAUCUGUUAUUUCUACGUCCUGCUCUUCCUCUCAACUUCACUUCUCUUUCACCAACAGUCUCUUUCUAAAUGUUUACAAAAGUUGAGGAUGACGAGGAGGAUUCAUACUCGUGGACACAUUUUUAUUUCUCUCUGAUUUGUACUCCAGAUGCUCUCUGGCUCUCCUUUUUUUAGCCACAGAGACUGGUGGUAGCGAUGAUGAAGAGGACGAAGAUGAUGAUGAUGCUGAUGAUGCUGAUGAUGACAAGCCCAGGAGCCACAUCCCAUGUGUGGUGUUUAUUUCUUUUUUUACGGAGCAUGUUGUAGUCCUAGUAGAGAAGCAUGCAGUUAAAGUCCUGCACUCAGGGCCUCCUAGCUGAUCAUUUAUUUUCCAACUACCACCUUUGAAGACAGUACCUUCACCACCUAUAAUCUUCCCACUAUAUUACGCUCUGUUGUCCGCCUACCUUGACUCAAAGGGGACUUCCUUCAGAGUCUGGUCCUAUCAAAUACAGCAGGGACUAAACCAGCCUUAUUCUCUUUGUGUCCCAAAUGGCACCCUAUUCCCUACAUAGUGCACUACUUUUGAGAGCCCCGGUCAAGCGUAGUGCACUAUAUAAAGAGUAGGGUGCCUCUUGGGAUGCAGAAUCUAUCCAUUGGGUACAUUCACAGUCGCCAUGCUCACAAUAAUUCUGGAAUAGUGGAAUCUCCAUCCAUGCAUGGGAGUUAAAAACAUACUUACCAGUUAGUUACACCACCACUUCCAUGUGUGUCCUCUGACUCUGGAGUUCAGUGAGAAAAUGUUGUUUUGUAUUUUCAGGAGCAUUCUCUCUUUAGUUUCUACCUCUUGCUUCACAUCAUGUCACUAAACCUUGUGGAUGGAUGGAUGUGUGUUUUGGAAAGGCAGGAUGUUAAGCAGUAAUAUUUCAGUUUACCUUUUGGUUCACAACGCCGCCUUUGUCUCUCACUGAGUGAAAACAUUUUACAGUUACGUUGAACAUUUUACUAGCCUACACUACCGGUCAAAAGUUUUAGAACAUCUACUCAUU